AUUACACUUAUAUCUGUUUGAUAAUGUUACUGAACUGAAAAUUAUCACUUGAAUGAUAAAACCAAUCAUAAGGUAGGUUAUGACUACUUUAUAACAAGAUUAUACCGACCAUAUCACAGUUAUUGUUGUUGAUGAAAAGUUGGACCGUGCAGUGCCAUUUAAAAAAAGAUUUAGCAAACAUUUCAUGAUAUAAAAGAGUAAGAUGACACCUAUUCAUUGACUUUUUCACAUGUGCAUGAUUUUUGGCCUGAAUCAACUGCUGAAUGAAAUAUUUCAAUGCCAAAGAACGUACUUAUAAUCAUGACUAUAACACAAACUAUAAGUUUGACAGAUAAUUUCAACAGUUCAUCAGUAUACAAAACAGACAAUAUGUCGAGUCCGGACAAUCUGAAAGAGCUUGUGCAGGAAUCCACACUGUUCACAACCCUCCAUGGAUAUAAAGUGACAUUUGCGAUGUUGGUGAUCGGAUUAGUGAUGGCCAUUCUUGGAUCAGUGAUCAUUUUACUAAACAGCGUUCUUUUACACACAUUAGCCAAGUGUCGACACAGACUUGACGUCACUGACAGGUUUAUUAGAAGCUUGGCAAUCAGCGAUCUGAUCAUUGGCAUAUUAUUGCUUUAUAACACUGUGUACAAUAUUUUAAACUUUCAAAAUCGUUAUGAAUGCUUGUCACGUAUGGGACUUAUCCACGCUAUGAUGAUCAACUCCACAGGACAUAUUUCAUUGCUCACAAUAAACCGAUUUAUCAAAGUCAUACAACCUCUUAGAUAUUUACAAAUUUUUAAAAAGUGGCGGAUAAUACUGCUGUCAGUUAGUGUAUGGUGUGUUUCAUUAAUAAUCGGCUCUCUACCUCUGCUGGGCUGGAAUAAGACUUUCGAACCAGAAGCCUUUGACGACAAUCAAAUCACAGUGUGUCGCUACUUUGGUAUAAUGCAGCCAGGUUACAUUAUACUUAAUAUUUGCCUCUUCUGGCUGCCACUGAUGUUGAUGGCAGUUAUGUAUACCAAAAUGUGCCAGAUCACCCUCCGACACCAGCGGGCAAUCGUUGCCCAGGUGAGGUCAAUCCAGAGGACCCAACCACAAGUACAUGUACAUGAGGGCAACUCCUGGAGGUUUACCAAAACAGUAUUAACCGUGGUCGGGGCCUACUUCUUUUGCUGGCUACCAGCUGGAACUUAUUUUAUCAUACAAAUAUCCGGAGGAGUUGAUCACCUUUCAUACGAAACUCAAGGGAACAUCCUCACAUUCGUUACCGGGUUCGGAUUUUUCAACAGUGCCCUUAACCCCCUCAUUUACGCCACAAAAAUUCCUUCAGUGAAACGACGGUUUCAAAAAUUCUUUUGCUGUCGCAAGCCUCGGAGAGACUUCAGUGUCGCUAUUUACAGUUGUGACAAUGUGGAAGCAUUAUCCAGUCAACGGAAGGGCUCCCUUGAGUGUGAACGAACGUGACAAAAAUAUGACCUUUAAGAUACCUAAAAUUGUGUUCGCUAGGUAAGCUUAUUCAUGUCUACGGCAAGAAAUCAUUAUAGAGGGUGAUAAAGAAAUUGUUUUAUUUUGUACACAUCACAUAUUUACAAGCAAUACAUAUUGCACCAUAUGUGUGUCCAUUCCCCGAUGGCAGUACCGAUGACAGUAUGAUACUACAUACUGUAUAACAAUCAGAUGCUGAUAACUCAUCUGUCUCAGCUGAUUAUUUAUCAACUGCCAUCAUGUUUAUAUGUAACUUGUAUGUAACCUCAUUUGCCAUGUAUAAAGGUAUGAGUAAAUAAACGCCAAGGUGUUUGAGUUUAAGUAAAAAAUAUUGUGAAUAAAAGUUAGGCUUGAACAAAA
Molecule: messenger RNA, 1830 nt
Organism: Mya arenaria
Lineage: Eukaryota; Metazoa; Mollusca; Bivalvia; Myida; Myidae
Product: histamine H2 receptor-like
Exons: 3
Coding region: 277-1449 (390 amino acids)
Biological process (GO): G protein-coupled receptor signaling pathway
Cellular component (GO): membrane
Molecular function (GO): G protein-coupled receptor activity
Source: RefSeq, a predicted model, not a curated record